AUGUCUCGCACAGGGAAUCCAGAUGUCUUGGAAAAACAACAGAAAAAAGAUGAGAGGCUGUUAGGAUUCCUGCAGAAUGUCAGGGUGGAUUCAACAGACCCAGAGCAACCCAAACCUUUGGAGGGGGCGGAGUCGAAAGCGUCCGGGUCCAGCCCUCAGCGCAGGUUGCCCACAAGCAGGAAGCCCCUUCCCAAGGUCACCACGAUGUUCGAAGUACCCGAUGAAGUACCCGAGGGCAGGUUAACGGUUCCCAUGGCCUUGGAGAUACUCGCCAAACACAAACGCAAUCCCAAGGAAUGGCCGGCAGAGAGACUGGCUGCCGACUACAAGCUGGAUCUGACGGACACCACCCACAUCCUGGAGUAUUUCAGGUCCUUCAAGGUCAUCCCCGUGGAGGGCAGUACCCUCCCUCCCCCGAGGCGCCUCCUGGGAAGGUGAUGAUGCCGUGAAAUGAGGUCCGUUAGGUCAUACCAUCUUUUUUGGGGGGGAUGGAGACUGUAAGGAGUCACCAUGAUCCCCCCCAAAAAAACAUUGCCUCAAAUUUUGACAGUUUGCAAUAGACCCUAUUCACGGGAGCCAUAUUUGAUCUUGUUCCCUGAAUCUAUCAUAUUCAGUGCAAUCUGGUGAACGGAUUGUUGCCAGGCUUAUUUUAAGCCUCACUCUUUUCAAGGUGGCCUAAAACAUUUAGAUGUAUCACAAAUUAUAAAUUAUUCAAACUGGCAUUAGUUUGUAAGAAACUUUGGUUUCAUUGCUGUCAUUUUUACUCUCAGGCUCCAAAAAUGAAAAGUUAACUUCUCUUUCAAUUCAAGAUGGCCGACACAAAUACAUACAUGUAUUGCCAGAGUUUAUUUGUGGCUUGUUUCAACCGUAUUCAAAUGUUCACUUUGUAAGAAUUAUAUACUCCUGACUGCAUGAGGGAAUUUCAGAGAGCUAGUUUGAAUUGAAUUUGUUCUAAUGUUAGGUAAAAUACCUACCGAUUUCGCACACCCCUCAUUUUGAAACUCUGACCGAAAUAUUUUUAGUUUGGUUACUAGAACUCAAACAAUUCCAAAAGCGUGUAUACAGAGCAUCGAUUUAAAGGGUAUUCCCAUCAUGGGAAAACCGUGUAAUUUGAUUCUCUGUGUCCAAAAUUGAUCAGAACAAACAUUUUGCUGUCUUCAUUGAGUCUCUGACCAAUCUGGUCAGUUUUGUGUCCACAACUAGUAAGAAUGUAAGUCGUGUGUGUGUGUGUGUUUUUAACCAGAACAAACUUGACAAACUCCAGAUGCAAAGCCUCCCACUUUUCUGUCAAUAAAAUUUAUUUUAGAACUUUUCUUUUAA
Acanthaster planci (crown-of-thorns starfish) is the source of this 1320-nucleotide messenger RNA. RefSeq names its product NADH dehydrogenase [ubiquinone] 1 alpha subcomplex assembly factor 4-like. Lineage: Eukaryota; Metazoa; Echinodermata; Asteroidea; Valvatida; Acanthasteridae. The record is from RefSeq and is a predicted model, not a curated record.